Messenger RNA from Grosmannia clavigera kw1407, 444 nucleotides. RefSeq lists its product as uncharacterized. The record is from RefSeq and is a predicted model, not a curated record. NCBI's taxonomy places the organism in Eukaryota, Fungi, Ascomycota, Sordariomycetes, Ophiostomatales, Ophiostomataceae. The coding region runs from base 1 to 444 and encodes 147 amino acids. The transcript is spliced from 3 exons.
AUGCGCGUGCUGCUGUACACAGGCCUGCCGGACAGCCUGCUCACGAACACUGCCAAUACCGGCGACAUGCAUAUGCCCAACUUAGUCGGCCUGCGCAAGUUGUACUUUGUGCCGCAGGCUGAAGCGCCACCAAAGAUGAAGAAAAAACCAAAAAUGGAGGUGCCGGCGGCGUUUACGUGGCCACCGUCCUACUCGGGCGCCCACUUGAAGGCUGUGCAAUCCGGCCACUGGACAGAAGCGCUACCGGAAGCUGGAGAUGGCCGAGGACUUUUGGGGGCCUCAGGACCAACCGUUGCCCCAGGGACGUUGCGCCGCGCCGAGACGUGGUGCGGCGGACAGUUUCUGGCGCGAUAUGAGAAGUUUGAUACGGAUGAGGACUGCAACAUCGUGCCCCAACUAGGGCAGCCCCGUAUAGAGACGAUGGUCCAGUUCGAGGCAAGAUAG